GGCACUCUUCACUGCAAAACAUGACAUGGACACGUUCGUUUAGAAGCCCUGACAUAUUCCCCACUUGAGGAGUGGAGACUGUCCUCAUGCAUGCAAAUCUCCUUGUGUGAAAUUUACCAGAUUCCAAAGCGAAGUUGUUGCGUUGGGUUCUUUUUACGCACCACAAUGAAGUUUGGCAAAAGAGUUUGCAUCAUCAAUGUCGGAGGUACCAAGUACCCUCUCCCGAACGACGUGAUCAAGGAUUUCCCCUUACGACGUGUCAGUCGUCUCCACAAUUGCGCGUCGGAGAGGGAAGUGCUGGAAGUCUGUGAUGACUACGACCAGGAGAGGAACGAGUUCUUUUUCGACAGACACUCGGAGGCGUUCGGUUUCAUCAUGUUGUACGUGAAAUAUGGCAAGCUGAGAUUCGUCCCCCAGAUGUGUGAACUUUCAUUUUACAACGAAAUGGUGUACUGGGGCUUGGAGAGCUCGCACCUGGAGUUUUGCUGCCAGCGGCGACUGGACGACCGAAUGUCAGACACAUACACGCACUUUGCCGAGGAGGACCUGAACGUCGAAGACGACUUCAGGGUUGAAGAGGAGCCUGCGGAGACAGGGGGAGACUCCAAGUGGCUGGAGAGGAUGCGCAGGACCUUCGAAGAACCCACUUCUUCGGUGGCAGCGCAAAUCCUUGCCUCCGUGUCCAUCAUCUUUGUCAUCGUGUCCAUGGUGAUACUUUGCGCAAGCACUUUGCCGGACUGGAAAACAGCAGAAAGUAACGUCGUGGAAGAACACAGGUACAGUGAUUCCUUACAAAGGCCAGGAAUGAUCAUCGAGGCGGUGUGCAUCGGCUGGUUCACGGCCGAGUGCAUCGUUCGCUUCCUGGUGUCGCGGGACAAGUGCGAGUUUGUGCGGCGGCCGCUCAACGUCAUCGACCUGCUGGCCAUCGCGCCCUACUACGUCUCGGUCGCCAUGGCCACGCUGACGGGCGAGAACUCGCAGCUGCAGCGCGCCGGCGUCACGCUGCGCGUCCUGCGCAUGUGCCGCAUCUUCUGGGUCAUCAAGUUGGCGCGCCACUUCCUGGGCCUGCAGACGCUAGGCCUGACGCUACGCCGGUGCUACCGCGAGAUGGUGAUGCUGCUGGUCUUCAUCGCCGUGGCCAUGGCGAUCUUCAGCGCGCUGGCCCAGCUGCUGGAGCACGGCUUGGACCUGGAGUCGGGCAACCCGGACUACGCCAGCAUCCCCGCCGCGUGCUGGUGGGUUAUUAUCUCCAUGACGACGGUGGGCUAUGGAGACAUGUACCCCAUCACCGUGCCGGGGCGCGUGCUCGGCGGCCUGUGCGUGGUGAGCGGCAUCGUGCUGCUGGCGCUGCCCAUCACCUUCAUCUACCACAGCUUCGUGCAGUGCUACCACGAGCUCAAGUUCCGCUCGGCCCGGGUGGCGCGCAGUCUUUCCACCGAGUUCAUGAACUGAGCUGGUCAAGAAGAAGUUGUCAAAAGAGAGCGGAAUUGAUGAGUGAGCUGGCCCCCAAAAAAGAAAAAGUUGCUGAGAUUUAGAAAAAGAGAGAGGAAGAGAGUGGGACAAUUUCCGCCACUUGUCGCCUCUUGGCCAAGCUCAUGAACUGAGAAGCAACACUGCCUCGCAGUAGGUGGUUUGGAAAGGAGAACAAAGGAGGAAGGUUGCAUUUAAGAGGUUCAUGGUUUGUAUGUAUCCUGCUGAGUUUUGAUGUCAGAGAGUGG
Messenger RNA from Engraulis encrasicolus (European anchovy), 1718 nucleotides. It is a transcript of the gene kcng3, whose product is annotated as potassium voltage-gated channel, subfamily G, member 3. The record is from RefSeq and is a predicted model, not a curated record. The transcript is spliced from 2 exons. Bases 91 to 1452 code for a protein of 453 amino acids. Gene Ontology annotation, biological process: potassium ion transmembrane transport; protein homooligomerization. Lineage: Eukaryota; Metazoa; Chordata; Actinopteri; Clupeiformes; Engraulidae. Gene Ontology annotation, cellular component: voltage-gated potassium channel complex; membrane. Gene Ontology annotation, molecular function: delayed rectifier potassium channel activity.